Rhinichthys klamathensis goyatoka is the source of this 10603-nucleotide messenger RNA. It is a transcript of the gene lrba, whose product is annotated as LPS responsive beige-like anchor protein. The transcript has 56 exons. Gene Ontology annotation, cellular component: membrane; cytosol. Gene Ontology annotation, biological process: intracellular protein localization. The coding region runs from base 642 to 9212 and encodes 2856 amino acids. NCBI's taxonomy places the organism in Eukaryota, Metazoa, Chordata, Actinopteri, Cypriniformes, Leuciscidae. Gene Ontology annotation, molecular function: protein kinase binding. The record is from RefSeq and is a predicted model, not a curated record.
UCCACUGUCAUGGCGGAGACGGAGCGGACUAGGAGCUGAUUCAGGAAGAGAUGGCGCUGUAAAGUGGGUUACCGCUGAAACUUCACUCCAACAGUUCCCACAGGGAGCAAGAGGAUUGUCUUCUCUUUGGAGGGCCCACCGAGAGCCAAUGUCGGACGUUCCUUGCUUUAUAUUUUGUAGUUUUUUGCGUCUUGUUCUUAUCGGUACGUCUAACGUUAACGUUACCUGCGCGGAAUCUCUUCAUCACCGCUGUUUCCUGUUUGACAAACACUCGCAAACACUUAAAUGACAAUUUUGUUUAAAUGUCUUUCCUUUAUUAGUCCGGCGGAGAUUGGCAAGCUUUGGGUUUCUUAUCUCGGCUCACCACAACGCGAUUUCGUCAUUCUUUUGUCAAGUUUAAUGCUGCUCUCCCUCUCUACCGUAGAAUAAUUCCUGUUAGUCAGGUGUAGUGACAUCAACCGACACACUGCCGAGAGCGCGAGAAACUAAAGGAUAAACUGGCUGUGAAUGGAGACCAGGACCAGUUCUCCGCAGCUGUCAACUUAACGAGAGCGAUAUAUUCCGUGUAUUUUCCCAUAGAUUUAAUUCGGCGGUAGGGUCAAACAGGUGUUUCACCUGUUCGCCUCUCACCUGACUCCGUCAUGGCGAGCGCAGGUGACAGCGCUGUUGGGAUCCCCAUCAGAGGAAUCCGCAUGAAGUUCGCCGUGCUGGCGGGGCUCCUGGAGGCUGGCGAAGUCUCCAAUCGGGACAUUGUGGAGACGAUCUUCAAUCUGCUGGUUGGGGGACAGUUUGACCUGGAGAUGAACUUCAUCAUCCAGGAGACGGAGAGCAUCAUCUGCAUGGUAGAGCUGCUGGAAAAAUGUGACUCCACUUGCCAGGCGGAGGUGUGGAGUAUGUUCACCGCCGUGCUGAAGAAGAGUUUGCGAAACCUGCAGGCCUGCACUGAUAUUGGCCUCAUCCAGCUGGUGCUCCAGUGUAUAGACCGAGUUGACACCAUAGUUGCAGAUCUGAUGGUGGACAUGCUGGGUGUGCUGGCCAGCUACAGUAUCACAGUGAAGGAACUGAAGCUGUUCUUCAGUAAUCUGAAAGGAGAACAAGGCCAAUGGCCACCUCAUGCUGUCAAGCUACUGUCCGUGUUGAAGUCCAUGGCUCAAAGAAAUGGCCCAGAUUCAUUUUUCAGCUUCCCAGGGAAGAGUGCUGCGGCUAUUGCUCUUCCACCUAUUGCAAAGUGGCCAUACCAGAAUGGCUUCACCUUCCACACCUGGCUGCGCCUGGACCCCAUCAAUAACAUAAACGUUGACAAGGACAAGCCUUAUCUCUACUGUUUCCGUACCAGCAAAAGUUUGGGCUACUCUGCACACUUUGUGGGUGGAUGUCUGAUUGUGACCUCUCUAAAAUCCAAAGCCAAAGGCUUCCAGCACUGUGUGAAAUACGACUUUAAACCCCAGAAGUGGUAUAUGGUGACCAUAGUGCACAUCUAUAACCGCUGGAAGAACAGUGAAAUCAGCUGCUAUGUCAAUGGAGAGUUGGCGUCGUAUGGCGAAAUCACCUGGUUUGUUAACACAAGCGAUACGUUCGACAAGUGUUUUCUGGGCUCAUCAGAGACGGCAGAUGCUAACCGUGUGUUCUGCGGUCAGAUGGGGGCGGUGUAUCUGUUCGGUGAAGCUCUUAGUGCUGCUCAGAUUUUAGCCAUCUAUCAGUUGGGGCCUGGAUACAAGGGCACUUUUAAGCACAAGGCAGAGAGUGACCUGCUGUUUGCAGAACAUCACAAGAUGCUGCUGUAUGAUGGAAAGCUGUCUGCCAGUAUCGCCUUCACCUAUAAUCCCCGAGCCACUGACGCUCAGCUGUGUCUGGAGUCCUCCCCCAAGGACAAUGCCUCCAUCUUUGUGCACUCACCACACGCCCUCAUGCUGCAGGAUGUUAAAGCUGUGGUGACACACUCGGUCCAGAGUGCCAUUCAUUCUAUAGGAGGAGUUCAGGUCCUUUUCCCCCUGUUUGCACAGCUGGAUUUCCUCCAGCACAGCGGUGACGAGCUGGACACCUCGGUCUGUUGCACACUACUGUCAUUUGUGAUGGAGCUGUUGAAGGGCUCUGUAGCUAUGCAAGAGCAGGUGCUGGCCUGCAAGGGCUUUCUCGUCAUCGGUUACUCACUGGAGAAGUCUUCCAAAGUACAUGUGACACGAUCUGUGCUGGAUAUCGUCCUCGCCUUCGCCCGUUACCUUAGCAACCUUCCUAAUGGGGUUUUGCUCUUGAAACAGCUGUGUGACCACAUCCUCUUCAACCCUGCCAUCUGGAUUCAUGCCCCAGCUAAGGUACAACUGGUUCUCUACACCUACCUGGCCACAGAAUUCAUUAGCACCGUCAAUAUCUACAAUGCCAUCCGCAGAGUUGGAACUGUACUGCAGGUCAUGCACACACUCAAGUAUUUCUACUGGGUUGUAAGCCCACUGGACCGCAGCGGAAUCACGCCCAAGGGCCUCGAUGGGCCGAGACCCAAUCAAAAGGAGAUUCACUCUCUCCGAGCGUUCCUGUUGCUGUUUGUCAAACAGCUUAUCAUGAAGGAUCAUGGCGUAAAGGAAGACGAACUGCAGAGCAUUCUGAACUACCUGCUCACAAUGCACGAGGAUGAUAAUCUGAUGGAUGUUCUCCAGCUACUGGUGGCACUGAUGUCUGAGCAUCCUGGCUCAAUGGUUCAAGCCUUCGAUCAGCGGAAUGGAAUACGGGUCAUCUUUAAGCUGCUUGCAUCCAAAAGUGAAGGGAUUCGUGUGCAGGGACUCAAAGUCUUGGGCUACUUUCUCAAAUAUUUGUCUCCAAAGACAAAGUCAGAGGUCAUGCUGGCUCACGGCCUGUUCUCUCUGCUCACUGAACGAUUGUUGCUCCACUCGAACCAGAUCACAGUCACAACGUACAACGUGCUCUUUGAGAUUCUUACGGAGCAGAUCUGUACUCAGGUCAUUCACAAACAGCACCCAGACCCUGACUCCACUGUGAAGAUUCAAAACCCACAGAUCCUAAAAGUGAUAGCUGCUCUUUUAAAGAAUGCUCCUCCAGGAGCAGAAAGCAUGGAAGUACGACGUAUCUUUCUCUCAGACAUGAUCAAACUCUUCAACAACAGCCGAGAGAACCGCAGGAGUCUGUUGCAGUGCUCGGUGUGGCAGGAGUGGAUGCUGUCUCUGUGCUUUAUUAACCCCAAGAACAGUGAGGAGCAGAAGAUCACAGAGAUGGUGUACGCCAUCUUUCGCAUUCUCCUUUAUCACGCCAUUAAGUACGAGUGGGGCGGCUGGCGCGUGUGGGUGGACACGCUCUCCAUCACACACUCCAAGGUCACCUUUGAGCAACACAAAGAUAAUCUGGCCCGCAUGUUUCUUGAGUACCAGCGUUUGGGUUCUGAGGGAGGAUCUGAAAACAGAAUCAGAACAAUCUCUGGUGCCAGUCACGAUUCUCAGUUCCUUGCCUCGGCCAAUGGUGAGCUGAAUGCAGAGGAGACCGCUCCAUCAACUGUAAUUGAGCUACGCGUGGAGGAGCAGGUCAACGAUCAGCCUAGAGAUGAUGAGGAGAUGCGGACCCAGAUCCCUGUCACAGUGUCCAACAUUCUGGCCAGAGAUGAGGAAGAGAGACAGGCAGACACUGUUGCCACCUCACUAGAGACAGAUGAAGGGAAUAAAGAUGAACAGGACACUCUGAGAGAACCAGGAAAGGAUACUGAAAUGAAAAAUAUGGAAGACAAUCAUAAAAUGGAGGCUAACAUGGAUGGAGAGUCUGAGACAUCAGAUCUGAGUGCACAGACUGCAAAUGACAAGGACGCCAAAGAUGAAACUGAAACUGUGAAGAUGUCAAAUGAAGAUGAUAGUAAAACAAGCAAUACUGAAACUGAACUAAAUACUCAAGUAGAAGAUAAAGAUAAAGGACUUGAGGAUUCUUCUCCUGAUGCUUUAAAGGAAGCCAAAGUGGAAGAAAUCACAGAUGCUUCUUCUGAGGUUUCAGCCUACCAGGAGGCUUGCAUGACUGGGACCUCAGUCAUGAAUGAAGAUAGCCCUGAUGUUUCCUCCGUCAGCAACUUCAUUAAGGUCAGUGAUGACAGCACAGAGGAGUCGUCAUUUGUUUCAGCUACUGCUGGUGAGACGGAUGACCAUGGUGUUGAAAAGGAAACCGAAACCGAAAAAGAUGAGAAGCCAGUGGAAAAUGAGAAGGCAGAGGAAACCAAGAAUACACCGGCUGCCAUGGUGGAGGUUGAUUUAAACCAAAGCACCUCCACCGAUGAGACCAAGCCUCAUACAGAGAUUACAGAGAGUCAUGGUGCUGUUGAUGCAGAACAAGCUGCAGAAGUACGUCCUUCAGAUGUAGCCGACACAUCUACGGCAGAGGUUAGCCCUAGCGCUGAAAGUAUUUCACAGGAUCCUGGAACUAACCAAGACACUCUGAAGUCAGCAGGGACUGAGAGUUCAGCAACUAAAACCAAAGAGAUUAAAAUUGCCAGACUGGAUGUGUCGAGUGUGGCCUCAGACACGGAGAGACUAGAGCUUAAGCACACCUCAACUACAAACCUGAGCUCAGAUCAAGCAGCUGCCACAAGUCCCACAGGUCAGGGCAAUGAGGGCUCGUCUUCUGCACGGUCCACCAUGUUCCGUAUCCCAGAGUUCAAGUGGUCUCAUAUGCACCAGCGUCUUCUAACCGACCUGCUGUUCUCCAUCGAGACAGAUGUGCAGAUGUGGAGAAGUCAUUCGACUAAGACAGUUAUGGACUUUGUGAACAGCAGUGAGAAUGUGGUAUUUGUGCACAACACCAUCCAUCUCGUUUCUCAGGUGGUGGACAACCUCAUCAUGGCCUGCGGAGGAAUCCUUCCUCUGCUGUCUGCAGCCACCUCCUCUUCGCAUGAGUUGGAGAAUAUCGAGCCAUCUCACGGUUUGGCUGUGGAGGCAUCACUGAUGUUCUUGCAGAGGCUGAUCAGUCUCGUGGACGUGCUUAUCUUCGCCAGUUCACUCAACUUCACUGAAAUCGAAGCAGAGAAGAACAUGUCUUCUGGAGGAAUCCUAAGACAAUGCCUACGUUUGGUGUGUGCGAUGGCUGUGAGAAACUGUCUGGAAUGUCAGCAGCACACUCUGGGUAAGUCUGGUGCAGAGAGCAGCCGUGGACAGCAAAGCCUUCUGGGAGCCGGCAAGUCUAUACCAGCACAGAGUCCUGUGGACAUUGUGACUGGAGGGAUGUCUCCUAUCAGUGAUUUAGACCGUCUUCUGCAGGACAUGGACAUCAAUCGUCUCCGUGCUGUUGUGUUCAGAGACAUAGAGGACAGUAAACAGGCUCAGUUCUUGGCCCUAGCAGUGGUCUACUUCAUCUCUGUACUCAUGGUAUCCAAAUAUCGAGAUAUACUGGAGCCACACAAUGACAAAAGAAACGCCCAGCGCUCACAGUCUAUCAGGAGCACAGAGAGUGUUCAGUCUGAUCUCGAGAACGGUUUGUCUCCUCAUCGUCGAGACUCUAGCAUUGAGGGUGAGAAGACUUCAGCCAUCCCCAGUGAUGCUGAGACACGAACCGGCCCGGACGCUGUAUCUGAAGCCUUGUCUACUUUGUCCUCUGAAGUCAGGAGAGGCUCUGAGGUCACUAAUAGAGACAGCAAAGGAAAAAACGUCAAUGUCAAGGAUAUUUUGAGAAGUCUCGUUAGCUCACCCUCUGGCGACAUCAUGGUGGACCCCAGCCUUAUACCGCCUGGGUUUCUGGCUGCAGUGGGUGAUGCCUCCCGUGACCCGUCCGUCCAGUUCCACUCCUUUGACAGGAGUGUUGUUGUUGCACCCAAGAAAGCGGGCGGGGCUCCCUCACCAGGAAUGAGCACAGUCUCCACAGCCGCAUCCGUCCCAUCAGCCACUGCUGCAUCCUCAGGUGGAACUCCAGUCGACAGUGUGUCGGUGGUGUCCGCAGGAGAUACUGUUCAAAGCACAGAGUCCGCCCCAGGAGGAACCUCCACGAGCUCCAACCUGCCAUCUGUCCCUGCCUUACCCCCAGUGACCCAGAGCUCCGCCCCCAGCAUGAGCAUCUCAGAGAGAUUGGAACAUGCUCUGGAGAAGGCAGCUCCUUUACUCCGAGAGAUUUUUGUGGAUUUCGCACCGUUCCUCUCUCGCACACUGCUGGGCAGUCACGGACAGGAGCUACUCAUCGAGGGCACCAGUCUUGUGUGUAUGAAGUCCAGCAGUUCUGUGGUUGAACUGGUCAUGCUGCUGUGUUCCCAGGAGUGGCAGAAUUCCAUCCAAAAGAAUGCGGGUUUGGCCUUCAUCGAGCUUGUGAACGAGGGCAGACUGCUGAGCCACACCAUGAAGGACCAUCUGGUGCGUGUAGCUAAUGAGGCCGAGUUCAUUCUGAGCCGCCAGAGAGCAGAGGACAUCCACAAACACGCUGAGUUUGAGUCUCAAUGUGCUCAGUAUGCCGCUGAGAAACGUGAUGAGGAGAAGAUGUGCGAUCACCUGAUCCGGGCCGCCAAGUACCGGGAUCACGUCACGUCCACCCAGCUCAUACAGAAGAUUGUAAACAUCCUCACAGACAAGCACGGUGCUUGGGGAUGCUCUGCUUUCAGCAGACCACGGGAGUUCUGGCGCCUGGACUACUGGGAGGAUGACCUGAGGAGACGUCGACGCUUCAUCAGGAACCCGUUUGGUUCCACACACUCUGAGGCCACGCUCAAGGCUGCAGCAGAGCAUGCUCCAGAGGAGGACGUGCUGAAAGGUAAACAGUCCAUCAGGAGUUCAGUGCUGGGGAAGCAGAACUCAGAGAGUGAGCUGCUGUUGGAGGACGACGACACUCUCUCAUCCUUGGAGGAGAAAGAGUUGGAGAACCUCACAGGGCCUGUUAACCUGAGCACCAGCGCACAGCUGGUUGCACCCGCUGUAGUGGUAAAAGGCACACUGUCCAUCACGGCACUAGAGUUAUACUUUGAGGUGGAUGAAGAAGACCCAAGUUUUAAGGACAUUGAUCCCAAGAUUUUAGCCUACACAGAGGGUUUGCAUGGGAAAUGGCAGUUCACAGAGAUCAGAGCGAUUUUCUCUCGCCGCUAUCUGCUACAGAACACAGCGCUGGAAGUCUUCAUGGCCAACAGGACGGCGAUCAUGUUGAACUUCCCAGAUGCGGCUACAGUGAAAAAGGUGGUCCACUGUCUCCCCAGAGUUGGAGUCGGCACGAAUUUUGGCCUUCCUCAGACCAGACGGAUUUCUCUGGCCAGCCCGAAACAGCUCUACAAGGCCUCCAACAUGACCCAGCGUUGGCAAAGACGAGAGAUCUCCAACUUUGAGUACCUCAUGUUCCUCAACACCAUUUCAGGCCGUACAUUUAAUGAUCUGAACCAGUAUCCUGUGUUCCCCUGGGUAAUCACCAACUACGACAGUGAAGAUCUCGAUCUCACCCUGCCCAGUAACUACAGAGAUCUGUCCAAGCCCAUUGGUGCACUCAACCCAAAGAGAGCUGCAUUCUUCUCAGAACGUUUUGAAUCAUGGGAGGACGAUCAGGUGCCCAAAUUCCACUACGGCACACACUAUUCCACCUCCAGCUUUACUCAGAUGUGGCUACUCAGGACUGAGCCUUUCACAACAUUCUUCCUGAAUUUCCAAGGUGGGAAAUUUGACCAUGCAGAUCGCACUUUCUCCUCAGUGUCCAGAGCCUGGAGAAACUGCCAGAGGGACACAUCUGACGUGAAGGAAUUGAUCCCUGAGUUCUAUUACCUCCCAGAGAUGUUUGUCAACUCCAAUAAUUACAAUCUGGGAGUGAUGGAUGAUGGGACGGUGGUGUCAGAUGUGGAGCUGCCGCCUUGGGCCAAGAGUCCUGAGGAUUUCGUACGCAUCAACCGACUCGCUCUGGAGAGUGAGUUUGUGUCCUGUCAGCUGCAUCAGUGGAUUGAUCUGAUAUUCGGAUACAAGCAGCAGGGACCUGAAGCCAUCAGAGCUCUCAAUGUCUUCUACUACCUGACUUAUGAAGGAGCGGUCAACCUCAGCUCCAUAUCUGACCCCAUGCUCAGAGAGGCUGUGGAGUCUCAAAUCAGAAGUUUUGGACAGACACCCUGCCAGCUGCUAAUUGAGCCCCACAUGCCACGCAGCUCUGCCAUGCAGGUGUAUCUCCUUCUGCAGACCCCACUGAUGUUCACAGAGCAGAUGCAGCAGGAUGUCAUCAUGGUCCUCAAGUUCCCGUCCAACUCGCCUGUCACCCACGUGGCCGCCAACACACAGUCAGGCCUGACCAACCCAGCGGUCAUCACCGUCACCGCCAACCGCCUCUUCGCCGUCAACAAGUGGCACGGUCUCACUGGUCAUCAAAGCUCUUCUGUGCAGGACCAGCAGUACCAGUUACCGGUGGAGAUUGACCCUUUGAUAGCCAAUAAUGUGGGCACUCACAGGAGGCAGAUCUCAGAUCUGUUAGAUCAGAGCAUCCAGGUAAACGCUCAGUGUUUUGUCAUCACAGCUGACAACCGCUUCAUCCUGCUGUGUGGAUUCUGGGACAAGAGCUUCCGCGUCUACUCUACUGAUACAGGUAAACUGACACAGAUUGUGUUUGGGCAUCUUGAUGUGGUGACCUGUCUGGCUCGCUCAGAAUCCUACAUUGGUGGAGACUGUUACGUUCUCUCCGGCUCCAGAGACGCCACACUACUGCUCUGGUACUGGAACGGCAAGCACAGCAGCAUUGGAGAGAACCCUGGGACUGAGUUUGUGACUCCUCGGGCGAUCCUGACCGGUCAUGAUUGUGAGGUGACGUGUGCGAGUGUGUGUGCAGAGCUGGGACUGGUCAUCAGUGGCUGCAGAGAGGGUCCAUGUCUUGUCCACUCUAUGAACGGUGACCUGUUGAGGACUCUGGAGGGUCCAGACGGCUGUGUGCGGCCACGUUUGGUUAUGUCCUCCACUGAGGGUCACUGUGUCAUUUAUUAUGACAAGGGCCACUUCUGUGUGUUCAGCAUCAAUGGGAAACUACUGGGACAUAUGGAGGUGGAAGACAACAUCAAGGCGAUGCUGCUAAGUAAAGACGGACAGUAUCUGCUGUCUGGAGGAGAUUCAGGAGUUCUCAGCUUGUGGCAGAUUCAUGAUCUCAAACAGCUCUUCACUUACCCAGGAUGUGAUGCUGGAAUACGCUCUAUGGCUAUGUCACAUGACCAAAGAUGCAUCAUCACUGGAAUGGCGUCUGGUAGCAUCGUUCUGUUCUACAAUGAUUUCAACAGAUGGCACCACGAAUACCAAACUAGAUACUGACCAGUGACGGCAGAGGGAACACAGCAACCAUGACAAUGGAACAAGCGAAGCCACCGUUCAUAAAGGCACUACCAAUAGUCAUGAAUGUAUUCAAAAUAUUUCAAGAAGCAAAACUAUUUUUUAAAGAUGGCAUUGCUAUAUUUUGUAGAUCUUAUGGAAUUUCUUACUAUAUAAAUCCUAGGGGAGGGGUUAUAUACCUAAUAUUUGGAGGGGGAAAUAUCUAUUUUUAGCUGUCAAAGUCAAUUUUCACCUUUGCUCUAGUGAAAAAGACUGGUCUGAGUGGUCAAUAGCUAAGUGACUAUAUUUACUUCUAGUGUCUAUGAUAGAUGAUUUUUUUGUGUGUGUAACUUUGGGCAGGUGAGUUUGUUUUGUUUUUUUCAGUUGCAGUGAUUAUUUUGACAGGAUGUCUCUAAACUUCAUGUUUUGUAGUUUAAUAGCACAGUUCCUGAAGCUAAAAGGAAGCUGCCUCAUUUUUGGGAGAAAUAAAUUACUCUUCCAAGUGGAACUAUUCAAUGAUAUUCCAAAAUAAAAUUAGAUAGCUGCCUGCAGACAUAUCAAGGCAUCCGCUUUAAAUGUUCACUUUAUGAAUGGAAAAGUGGCUUCUUUUCUAAUGAGAGCUUUUUUGUCGGUGAUUGUUAAACAUGAAUGGACUUCUUAUGUGAUCAUGUAAUGAUGUCACUUUAUAAACUGAAGGGGCGGAAUCUGCAUAUGAAGGGAAAGUAAUGUAGAAAUUAUAUUAUCCUUUUGGUUAGAAAGAAGUGAUUUGGGGUGUUUGUAUCUAUCUUUUUAUCUUUUUGUUUGUUUAUUGUGAGCUCCAUAUCUAUCAAGUGUUCCAGAACUAAAUACAUUUUUCUUUUCUUUGAGCUGCGAGAGAUAACAGUAGAUUGAGGAGGGAAAAAUAUUCAUUUCUGUUUAAAGUGUCAUCAGAAGCGUUGUUGAGAUUUCACCGUUGUGCUUUUACCCUUUACCUUAGUGUAUGUAGAUCUGAAUGUGGGCAGAGCAUAAUAUUAUUAUGGAUAAUACUUAUAUAAUACUUAUAUGGAUAUUAUAAUAAUAUUAUGGAUAAUUACUAGGAUCUGUUAAGCUGAGCUCAAAACUGAAAUUGGGGGGAAUUAACUAUAUAUGAUUCAUAAAAGCCAGCUCAAAGUAUAACCCCAUAGAUUACACUCAGGGCAAGCAGUGAAAAUACAAAGAAAAGUUUAUUUCGUGGUUCGAGUCAACUACAGUGUGAUUCUGACACUGACCAAUUCUGUUUGAUUCAGUUGUUUUGUUUUAAUAGUUGAUGCUAUCAUUACUGUAAUAUGUUAUAUCUCAGCUAAAAUGGAAUGAGUGUCGUAUGACGUGUGUGAUGAACUCAAACAAUAAAAUGGCAUUUUGUACCAAUAAAAAAA